AUGCCCUUCAAUAGCAAAGAGUUUGACGAAUUCGCCAAAGAAUGGGGAUUCAAACAAACAACAUCAAGCCCAACCUAUGCUCAAUCAAACGACAUGAGUGAAAAAGCUGUACAAACCGUAAAACGGAUCCUGAAGAAGGCUGACGAUCCAUACGUUGGUCUGAUGGAGUACCGUAACACGCCUGUUACCGGAAUGACAUACUCCCCAUCACAACUGCUGAUGAGCCGCACCACAAGAACGAAGAUUCCGAUAUCCAAAGAGUUACUACUACCAGCAGUGCCAAUCAAUGCACAGCAGCAGCUUGAACAACGACAGAACCAGCAGAAGCAGAACUACGACAAAUCAACCAAACCAUUACCACCACUUGAAAUUGGAGAAAGCAUCCACCUACGCCAGGACAGUAUCUGGGUACCAGCCACCGUAUCUGGACUGGCCCCUGCCCCAAGAUUGUAUAUCGUCGCAACAUCAGAUGGACAACAAUACAGACGUAACCGUCGUGACCUUUUAAAGACCAAUAUUCCGCCUUCAACCAUAAUAGAGCAAACUGAGGAUGUUGGUGAAGAACAACCGACCAUUAUUACACAACCACCAGAUUUAGACCUCCAGAAUCCACCUAAUCAGGGACGACCAAUGAGAACCACAGCGCUACCAAUAAAAUACAGAGACUAUGUCAUGAAAUGA
Molecule: messenger RNA, 681 nt
Organism: Paramuricea clavata
Lineage: Eukaryota; Metazoa; Cnidaria; Anthozoa; Malacalcyonacea; Plexauridae
Source: the annotation of a GenBank genome assembly